Molecule: messenger RNA, 630 nt
Organism: Zychaea mexicana
Lineage: Eukaryota; Fungi; Mucoromycota; Mucoromycetes; Mucorales; Lichtheimiaceae
Exons: 1
Coding region: 1-630 (209 amino acids)
Cellular component (GO): nucleus
Source: RefSeq, a predicted model, not a curated record
AUGUCACUUGUUGGUAACUACUACGGCAGCAGUUCCGAAUCAGAAUCGUCAGACGUCGAAGCUCCAACACCAAAGCCUCAACAAACACGAAAAAGCGCAACACCGAGCGGAUCAGGGCUCGGAUCGCUAUUACCACAACCCAAAAACAACCAAGCUUCGUCGUCCUCGUCGUCAUCAAGGGCGGUCGUUUAUGUAGAUCUACCUACUUUAACGCAGGAUUCCGAUGACGAAGACGAAGAGAAAAAGCGGGCAAAACGACAAAAAUUGGCUUCUUCUUCUGGAUCAGGUGCUAAGGGCCUUGCGGCGCUUCUACCGCCACCAAAACGAUCAUUUAACUUUACAAAGCCCAAAGCAGCGAAUUCUGGGAAUAGUACAGCAGCACCUGCAUCAUCAUCUUCUUCAUCAUCCACUGCAACAGGGAGCACCAGCAGUUUUAAUGCAAAGAGAUUUACCGAAACGAAAGCCGAGCCAAAAAGUAACGAAAAAGAACAGGAUGGCCGAGAAUUGGAAUCGAAUAUCGCCGUCGAUGCAGAUGCGUUAGUAGCAGGAGACCAAGAGGAGGAUGAAGAAGACAAUAUGGAUGCUAGUCAUGCAGGACCAUUCUUCAGAUUAGGCAAGUGUAUUGACUAA